Molecule: messenger RNA, 1062 nt
Organism: Nicrophorus vespilloides
Lineage: Eukaryota; Metazoa; Arthropoda; Insecta; Coleoptera; Silphidae
Product: trimeric intracellular cation channel type B-A
Exons: 5
Coding region: 166-996 (276 amino acids)
Biological process (GO): potassium ion transmembrane transport
Cellular component (GO): membrane
Molecular function (GO): potassium channel activity; identical protein binding
Source: RefSeq, a predicted model, not a curated record
GCGCGGCGUCGCGACGCGCUCUUGGCCCAGUCGUUGUCGGGCCGCGCUUCUGCUCUCCACCAUCUUGCCAGUCUUUCCUCCUCUUCUAUUUCCGCUUGCAGCCUACCGAAGGACCGAACAACAUAGUCCACAGUUGACAAAAAGAGUGCCAAACUAAAAUCCAGGAUGGAUCCUGAGGCCUUCCUCGAUGUCGCCAAUCAAGUGGUGAAACUGAAAAUGUUCCCCUAUUUCGACAUAGCCCACUGCGUGCUGUGCGCCCUCCACGUCAGGGAAGAUCUCGGAGCCGGUGCUCAACAAUUUUCCAGGAAACAUCCCAUGGCCUGUUGGUUAUCCUACAUGUUGGUCGUGUUCGCUGGUGGCAUGGUAGCAAACGGUUUACUUGCUGAACCAAUCUUAGCUCCUCUCAAAAACACUCCUCAAUUAAUAGUUGCAACCUUAGUAUGGUAUGUGAUAUUCUACACACCUCUAGACAUCGGUUAUAAAAUAGGUAAAUUCCUGCCAGUCAAGGUUGUCUGCUCAGCGAUGAAAGAAAUCUACAGAUGCAAGAAAGUGUACGAUGGUGUCACACACGCUGCGAAGCUGUAUCCAAACGCAUACCUCAUUAUGAUCAUUAUUGGUACAUUGAAAGGCAACGGAGCCGGCUUCACACGACUCAUUGAGCGUCUUAUCAGAGGAGUUUGGACACCAACAGCCAUGGAAUUCAUGCAACCCAGUUUCUACACAAAAUCCUGCCUGGUCGCUUCAAUCAUCUUCAUUUUGGACAAGAAGACUGAACUGAUUUCAGCACCACACGCCCUCGUCUACUUCGGCAUCGUGAUCUUCUUUGUUUACUUCAAAUUGUCUUCCAUUCUGUUGGGAAUACACGAUCCAUUCGUACCUUUCGAAAAUCUCCUGUGCGCUCUCUUCUUUGGUGGCAUUUGGGAUUCCAUGGCCAAAAUCUUUGGACGUGGCCAGAUUAAAGAAGGAGAAUCAAAAGACGCUAAAAAAACUAAUUGAAUAGGAAAUUAAGCGAAAUACCUCCAAAAGUGCGGAUUGGAUGGUUAUUUCGGAAUUGACACACAU